UUUCUCGGUGGACUUGUCGCCGCUGCGUCCCAAGUAUUUCGGUUGUAGUGGCAGGGAAAGCAGCGAGUCGGAGCGGAGGUCGCCUUGCCAUCAUUCCAGCUGAAGGGAAGCGACGGUCGGAGGAUGACAGCGCGAGCACUGCAGUAAUGAUGCGUUUUGUUCUGGACUGCCUGAGGACAUCGACUGCAAGAAACCAAAAGGAUGAAGGGGACGGGGACGUCGUGGAAACGGAUGAGAGGGUCCUCAGCAAGGCAUCUGAGAUCAGAGUAAGAAGACCGCAGCACCUUGCGCUGGAACUUGAGAAUGCGGUAACGGUGGAGAACCUGGAACUGCAGGAACAGCAGUCAGACCGAAAUGAGUUGGAGGAGACGCUGGUCAAAUUGGAGAAGCAUAAAGAAAAGCUUAUUCAGCAAAUCAAAGUCACCAGACAACUCUGCUAUGAAGAAAGCCAACAGAUCCUUUCCCUGCAGGCCGAAGAGGUUAAGAGAGAGAGCCAGGUUGAAGAGUACGAACAGGAGCUUGCCAGAGCCAGAUGGAGGCUGCGAAAGCUCAAGGAGGAGGUCAAACUGGCCAAGAGGAAGAUGGAGGAGGCUGGAGAGAGAAACUGUCCCCUCCAGGACUCGAUUAGACAGUCCUAUGAAGAAAUCUUGCAGGAAGAGCACACGCUUUGUUCUGUGUCAGGUGGUGCGGUCACUCCGGAGAGCCAGCUGGACGGCUCAACAUCUCCUGCUGACACCACCGAGGAUGAACCGCUUCCAAUGAGACCAUGGGGAAGGAGCCAGUCGCUGCCUGCAUAUGCGGAUCUCAUCAUGGUCGCAAAUAGCGCCCCCUUCUGCAAUAAUUUGGCAGAUACCAGAGAAGAAGUAGAUGACAGUAGCAGCAGCUCACCAAAGAUGGACCGAUCCAACAUGGAAGACGAUCCAGAGGAGGAUGAACUGAAGGAACAGUCCAUUCUGAACAAACUGGACUUCUAUCAAGCUGAUCCUUUUGCACAUUGUCAGAUAGGCCAUGACCUAUUUAAUGAAGACCUUUUCCCAAAAACAGACUCGUCAGACGGCUUCACAUCCGAUCCUUUCAAAGGCAGCGAUCCCUUCGCGGCGGACAUGUUUUUCCCCGAGGCCAACGCGGGAUGCGAGGAAGGAGCGCCCGUUAAUUGCGAGGAGGCCGACACCAGUCUAUCCUGUGCCGAAAAUAAAGCGUCCGCCGGCACGCAGUGCUUUGAAUCCGAGUUUCCGGAUGAAGACAGCGACAUCGAGAUCAGUUACAGUCAAGAGGAUCUCAACGCUAUCCCCGGGGCGGACGACGACCUCGGGUUUAAGCCCAUCCAAAGUUCGUCCGAGGAACUGGGCCCGGAGCCCGUACGGGGCUGGCGUUCCCAGGGACAGUAUUCGGUGGAAUCCGAUCCCAAUGGGUACGAAUUGGAUUUAACCGCCGUCUCGCCACCUUCGGACAUAGAGGAGCACAGUCUUGGAUCGCUCGCCGGAGAAAUAAGCGAUGUUGCAGUGGCAAAAGUUGAGGAAGCAAGGACCGUGCUCGGCGAUCAAACAUCGUUCGUGGCGGACACAACGAGCCGGAAAGACAGCGCUUUAGAAGCUGCGGAUUGGAUUGAAAGCCUGAAAGAAGAAGCAACAAAGCCUCCAUCACCUCCAAACUCCGCCGACUCUCACAACCUUCACACUGAACCCGAGUCUCUUGAGACUAACUUGAGCUUUGACUAUGAACCGACCGGUCAGACUUCCUUCGAUCCUUACGGGUUUAAACUCAGUCCCGAACAUUCCAGUCACACUCUCUUAGAUCCCGACGAGGAGCUGAGCCCGGCGCCCAGUGAUCAAGAUCUUCCUUUUGACCCUGAGGACCUUUCUUCCCAGCCGGAGCCUCUGAACUUUUAUUCCUACCAGUAUGAAAUCCCCUCUUCCCAGAUGGUCCAGGACUCCGAUCCUUACGGCUUCAAGCUCAGCCUCGAAGAAGAAAAUCAGGAGGUGCCAGAACCGUGUCGCCACGAUAACGUGGAAAACGUGUCACCCGCUGCAUUUGAAAAUAAGGACCAAGAAGAAGCAUUGAACGACAGCGACCGAGAAGCACUGGAACUUCUGCACCACGAAAACCAGGAAGUGCUCGAUCCUCGUAGCGACAAUGAUCGAGAACUGCUUCAAAACAGAAACCAGGAAGGACUGGAAAUAUCAUAUCUGGACAGCGAAGAAAAUCAAGAAUUCCUAAAUCUCUGUAGCCCGGAAAACCGAGAAGUGGUGGAACCAUGUGAGAACGAUAACCGAGAAGUGCUGGAAUUUUGUAGCCACGCUAAUCCGGAACAACUGGAUUUCUCCUGUAUGGAAAAUCAGGAAGUCUUAGAUUCGGAUUUCUUCGGCAACCGAGAAGUGCUCGAAAAUCAGGAAGUGCUAGUUUCACCUACCCGCGAAAAACGGGAAAUACCGAAUCCAGACGAAGUUCGAUUAGGUGAAUUGCUCGAUUUGGAUGACCAUAAUAACCAGGAAGUGCUGGACUUGGUAAAAGAGGACGUUCCGACCGAAACUAACAACAAUCGGUGCAUACUGAAAGCAGAGUUGAAUAGCUCAGACAGCGACGCGACUUCAGAAGAAGCGCUAGGAUUUGAAGCCGGUGUGACCACCCACCAGACUUGCAGCACGUUAAAUCGUCCGGCUGGUCACGAUAUGCUAGAGGGCGAUCUCGGCUCUGUGUUCGGGGCCGGGGGGUACAUCGGCGUUCCCGAUGUAGCGGAUGAUCUGGAACCUAUGUACCGCAGACAAGUUAACACUGUAGCAGAGCCAGUGCGACCGGUAAGACCAGUAAGACCUCCCCGGCCUUCACUCAGGGUUAAAGAGAAGGCUGUGUCCCCAACUCAGGGAAUCGACUUGAAAUGAUCCAUCAGUAGUCAACCCCGGUCUUCUUAUCCCAAUAAUGAGCCAACAAAUCUAAGAGGAGAGGAAUAAGAUGAUGAGUGAUUCAUUUAUUUGUACGUUCAGGGUUUCCAUUUGACUAUUUUCACUUCACUCUGAUGAUAAAAUCAUUUCUUUUCCUACAUGAUCUGCAGCGAGAACAUCAUUUUUCGACAAGUGUUCUCGGUUCAACAUUAGGCCAUGUUUCAAAAUGAAAAUGUAUAUAGAGUACAGUAGUGGUCAUUUUAUCUGCUGUCGAUACACCUAGUUAGCUAGCUAGUUAGCACUUUCAGUGCCAUUGAUGAUGAUAGACAUGCAUAGCAGGAAUCCGUCCCAUGCCGGUCGAUUUGCAAUGAAUUUAAUUAAUUUAUUUAUUUAAAAGCUAAAACAAAUUGUAAGUAGUCAAUUGCAGCGUGAAACUGCCUCUAUUAUAAACCUGUUUACUGUAUUAAACUUUACAGACCUUUUUUUUUUUUUGGAAGUAACAUUUUGCUUUAUUAACUGUUAUAGCAGUUAACCGUGAGCAUAUUGUUAAUAUCUUAAAACAAUUCACAUCCAAAAAGGUAAUAAAACACAUACUGCAUAAUUGUUUGACUCUUUAUAGGGCGACUUGCUAUUUUUGGUUAUGAAGAAAACAAUGUACGUCACAUUAUUAACAUUUGUGUGGCUUACUUGACCUAAUAUAUGAUGAGGUCCACAUAUACGGACGACAUGUGAAAAUUGUAUUUAUAUGUAUAUGUAUAUGUGUACAUAUGUAUAGAUACAUGUACUGUGUGUAUAUA
Corythoichthys intestinalis (scribbled pipefish) is the source of this 3676-nucleotide messenger RNA. RefSeq lists its product as uncharacterized. NCBI's taxonomy places the organism in Eukaryota, Metazoa, Chordata, Actinopteri, Syngnathiformes, Syngnathidae. Gene Ontology annotation, cellular component: site of DNA damage; nucleus. The transcript has 11 exons. Gene Ontology annotation, molecular function: ubiquitin protein ligase activity. Gene Ontology annotation, biological process: replication fork processing; protein ubiquitination. Bases 147 to 2879 code for a protein of 910 amino acids. The record is from RefSeq and is a predicted model, not a curated record.